Sarcophilus harrisii (Tasmanian devil) is the source of this 2140-nucleotide messenger RNA. RefSeq names its product peptidylprolyl isomerase F (gene PPIF). Gene Ontology annotation, cellular component: mitochondrion. Bases 95 to 730 code for a protein of 211 amino acids. Gene Ontology annotation, biological process: protein peptidyl-prolyl isomerization; cellular response to hydrogen peroxide; protein folding. The transcript has 6 exons. Gene Ontology annotation, molecular function: peptidyl-prolyl cis-trans isomerase activity. Lineage: Eukaryota; Metazoa; Chordata; Mammalia; Dasyuromorphia; Dasyuridae. The record is from RefSeq and is a predicted model, not a curated record.
GGGCGUUUCUCUGGCGCUUCUGGCCGGCGGUGGGCGGGCUUUGGUCCGUGUGCAGGCUCCCCGCUCUCCAUCCUCGCUCCUCCCGCUCUCCGAGAUGCAGACGCUGCGCUGCGGCCCUCGCCUGCUGACCCUGGGCCUGGCACCGCGGCGGGUCUCCGCGGCCCCGACGCUCGCCCGGCUCCGCGGGGCCCGCAGCAGCGCCAGCAGCUCCGACUCCGGGGCCGCCGGCAGCGUCAAGAACCCGCUCGUGUACCUGGACGUGGCGGCCGAGGAGCAGCCGCUCGGCCGGGUGGUGCUGGAGCUCAAAGCAGAUGUGGUGCCAAAGACUGCAGAGAAUUUCAGAGCCCUCUGCACAGGUGAAAAUGGCUUUGGUUACAAGGGAUCAACCUUCCACAGAGUGAUUCCCUCAUUCAUGUGUCAGGCUGGUGACUUCACCAAUCACAAUGGAACAGGAGGGAAAUCCAUCUAUGGGAGCCGAUUUCCAGAUGAAAAUUUCACCCUGAAGCAUGUUGGACCUGGAGUCCUGUCCAUGGCAAACGCAGGUCCCAACACCAAUGGAUCCCAAUUCUUCAUUUGCACAACGAAAACAGACUGGCUGGACGGAAAGCAUGUUGUCUUCGGCCACGUCAAGGAAGGGAUGGAUGUGGUGAAGAAGAUAGAAUCCUAUGGUUCUAAGAAUGGGAAGACAUCUAAGAAGAUCGUCAUCAAAGACUGUGGCCAGCUGAGCUAACCCCAGUGUGGAUGACUCUGGGUUCCUCGAGUGUGCUUGUUCUCCCCACUUUCCCAGUCUCCCCCAUAAGAGACUACACUGAACACUAGGAGAUUCCUAGUUGAAUGUAUUGUGUCCAAGAAUAACUGAAUUUAUGGCAGCAUCUGAUUUUUUUUUCCUUACGUCGUUGUUUUGUUCCUGUCUCUGCAAAGAUCACUUUUGAGCAUCUGUCUCUUGGGCUCUUUCUCAUCCAGCUCACCAGCUUACUCUUAGAAUCGGAGCCAGACACGCCAUUCGCCUCCUCCCAAGGCCUCUCUCUUGCUUCUUCCCAGGCAGGGUUGAGUACAUUAAGCCUUUUUUUGGGCAUGGGGAGUCACUGUUAGGGAAGUGGGCUAGGCACAUGGCACCUGUCUGCCUUAACUGGUACAGAGAAAGGAUGUUGCCUGAUCAAAGGAGAUUAUGAAUCAGAAUUAAUUAGUAUUAUUGGCAAAAGGCAUUUCCCUCUCAAAAGUGGAAGACCUAAUUUGUUGCACUAAAUAGAAAUGCCUUCUCUUUUCAAGAGGAGGGAAGAUCAAAAGAAUGCUGAUCUGGGAAUCUAGCUGGGUUUUGUUAUAGCUGUGUGACCUUGGGGAUGUCUCACAAAGCUAAAUCUUAGGUUCCCUUCCUCUUCUCUGACAACCCCUAAUUUUUUAUGGUAUUGUGUUGAAGCUCACCUAUGGUACCGCUCACAGCGGUCAUGUUUCUAUUGAUAUUUAAACCUCCUCUCCCCCAGACCAUGUGCACCUCUUUGUGAACUGUAUUCUCCAGUGCUCCUCUUCUCUAACAUGGGGGCCCAUCUGCAAUCUUACUCUCGGAUGCCCCUUCUGUCACUGGUUGAUGUCCUGAGGAGGAAGAAACUUGAUUUUUACAAUACUCCAGUGAUUGCUGUUGCCUUUCAUUUCAACACUGAAGCAGGUUCAAGCCUCUUCCUAUUUCAGGAUCCCUUUGCUCUCCUGUGGCCUGACUGAUUGAUAGGAGCCACAGAGACUCUGCCAAGCCAUAGACUUGAGCCAGGUUUUCUUGGAUGUAGGAAACUGUGAAGUCACAAAGCUUCUACUAUUCUUGAGACUAGCUCCAAAUGGUAGAAGUGGGUUGCUGUAAACAAGUUUAAAGAAUUAAGCUGUGAGCAGUAGUUGUCCACUGUGAAUGUAUGUCUGUGGAAAGUUGGCAGUAAUUAAAAACACAACUUAUGGAAGGUUUACUGGUGGGGACUGGUGCUCCAUUGAUGCUAGAGGACACAAUUGACCUCUGUGUGAAAAUAAAACCUUAGUUUCUAUUAAAUAAAUAUGUACUGAUCAUUUGAAACUAACUUAGUUUAUAAGACCUUUGAUUUUUUAAAAUACUUGAUUAAUUGUAAUUGUAAGAAUAAAUCCUAUUUUAUUACAAAAGAAA